Messenger RNA from Salarias fasciatus (jewelled blenny), 1176 nucleotides. RefSeq names its product MAPK regulated corepressor interacting protein 1 (gene mcrip1). The transcript is spliced from 5 exons. NCBI's taxonomy places the organism in Eukaryota, Metazoa, Chordata, Actinopteri, Blenniiformes, Blenniidae. The record is from RefSeq and is a predicted model, not a curated record. Bases 209 to 505 code for a protein of 98 amino acids.
GGAACUACUUCCGCUUCCGGCUGUUUUCCCGGAAAUGAUUGGUUGGCAUUGGCAACGUUUUAGCCAGCAUUUACGGCGUUUAGUCUGUGAAUAAAGACAUUAUAAGGAGCCAAUACACAAAGAAUUCAGCUGGGGACUUCUAAACCGUUGCUUCUGUCAAAUCCACUCACCACAGAGGAGCGAAGAGCGAGUACAGACUGCAAACAGAAUGACCAGCUCAUCAGCUCCCAGGAUGGUGAACAGUUACAAGCGGACAUCAAGCCCUCGAUCCCCUACUAACAGUGGGGAGCUCUUUACCCCAGCACAUGAAGAAAAUGUGCGCUUUAUACACGAUACCUGGCAGUGUGUGGUCCGGGACAUGAAAUCACCACAAAAUAGUGAACGUAAUGAUCGUGGACCACAGGAGUAUGUGGAGAAGAACCCAAACCCUAACCUACAUUCUUUCACACCGGUAGACCUGAGUGACCUCAAAAAACGCAACACACAGGACUCAAAGAAGUCCUAGUCUUUUUCAUCAUGAUCCCACCAGGGUUUUCUUUUUUUUCCAUCUACUAUCCUCAAGAACUUUUCCUCCAUCAGCCCUUUGUCAGCCCGAAAGUUAGUCCUGUUGGCUUGUCUAACACAGAAUGCAAAACUCAUUUCUGAACUCUGGACCAUAGCAAACCCCAUCUCUUACAUUACCCUCUGCAAAUGUCUAAGAGGAAAAGAACUGGGAUUUCAUGGAGCACAAGAGCGCCUCUCUUGUGGUUCAUGUUUUUUAUAAGCCACGAAACACAUGUACAUUCGUUAUGUGGACUUCCUGACAUCCAGUGCCGAGGUACAAACUGUUUCUCAACAGGACACAAAAGACUGCAGUCUUAAUACAAUUCUACUACUACUUCUUCUAUGGCUUCGGAGGAAAAUGUGAAAGGGCUGACUUUUAUUUUUUUGUUCAUUUUGGAAGCUAGAUCAACAAAUUGUAGAAGUAAAUGAAUGGCCACAUUGGAUACAGACCAUACGGGCAAGUUUUAAAAGCCAAAACACAAACUUAAAGGCCAUUGUUUUUAUUAUACAUUUUCUUGCCCAUCGGAAGGACUUAAAUAAGUAUAACCCACACCCCUGAGUAUGCUGCCCCUGGUUUAUCUCCCUCCUCCCCUUGGCUUGAAACAAAAUGUUGAAUAAAAUACUUUUACAGUA